Messenger RNA from Phacochoerus africanus (Common warthog), 2712 nucleotides. RefSeq names its product mutS homolog 5 (gene MSH5). Lineage: Eukaryota; Metazoa; Chordata; Mammalia; Artiodactyla; Suidae. Gene Ontology annotation, cellular component: nucleus. The record is from RefSeq and is a predicted model, not a curated record. Gene Ontology annotation, biological process: chiasma assembly; mismatch repair. Gene Ontology annotation, molecular function: mismatched DNA binding; ATP binding; ATP-dependent DNA damage sensor activity.
ACGGCACAGCCCUACCUCCUGCUCGCGGCUGUUAGUGACGCGGGCGUGCACACGUCGCAACCCAGAGCCUCCACGGCCAUGGCUUCCGUAGGAGCGACCUCAGGCAGGACGCCGCAGGAGCCGGGGCCCGGGGAGGCCUCGGCCAGCCUCCCCAGCCUGGCCCCAGUGCCCGGCUUCGGGGAGGGGGAGGAGGAGGAAGAGGAGGAACCCGCGGAGAUUCAUCUGUGUGUGCUGUGGAAUUCAGGACACCUGGGCAUUGCCUACUAUGACACUGGUGACUCCACCAUCCAUUUCAUGCCAGAUGCCCCAGACCAUGAGAGCCUCAAGCUGCUGCAGAGAGUUCUGGAUGAAAUCAAUCCCCUCUCUGUUGUUACCAGCGCCAAACAGGAUGAGAAUAUGACCCGAUUUCUGGGAAAGCUUGCCUCCCAGGAUCACAGAGCGCCUAAGAGACCUGAAAUUGUAUUUUUGCCAAGUGUGGAUUUUGGUCUGGAGAUAAGCAAACAGCGCCUGCUUUCUGGAAAUUACUCCUUCAUCCCUGACUCCAUGACUGCCACUGAGAAAAUCCUCUUUCUUUCCUCCAUCAUCCCCUUUGACUGCCUUCUCACGGUUCGAGCACUUGGAGGGCUGCUCAAGUUCCUGGGUCGAAGAAGAAUCGGGGUUGAACUGGAAGACUAUAACGUCAGCGUUCCCAUCCUGGGCUUUAAGAAAUUUGUUUUGACCCAUCUGGUGAGCAUAGAUCAAGACACUUACAGUGUUCUGCAGAUAUUCAAGAGUGAGUCUCACCCCUCGGUGUACAAAGUGGCCAGUGGACUCAAGGAGGGGCUUAGCCUCUUUGGAAUCCUCAACAGAUGCCGCUGUAAGUGGGGAGAGAAGCUGCUCAGGCUAUGGUUCACACGUCCAACUCAGGACCUGGGGGAGCUAAAUUCUCGUCUGGAUGUCAUUCAGUUUUUCCUGUUACCCCAGAACCUGGACAUGGCACAGAUGCUGCAUCGAUUGCUGGGUCACAUCAAGAAUGUGCCUCUGAUUCUUAAACGCAUGAAGUUGUCCCACACCAAAGUCAGUGACUGGCAGGUCCUCUACAAGACUGUGUACAGUGCCCUGGGCCUGAGGGACGCCUGCCGUUCCCUGCCCCAGUCCAUUCAGCUCUUUCAGGAAAUUGCCCACGACUUCUCUGAUGACCUACACCACAUUGCCAGCCUCAUUGGGAAAGUGGUGGACUUUGAGGGCAGUCUUGCUGAAAAUCGCUUCACAGUCCUUCCCAACAUAGAUCCUGAAGUUGAUGAGAAAAAACGAAGGCUGAUGGGACUUCCCAGUUUCCUCACUGAGGUUGCUCGGAAGGAGCUGGAGAAUCUGGACUCGCGUAUCCCCUCCUGCAGUGUCAUCUACAUCCCGCUGAUCGGCUUCCUUCUUUCUAUUCCCCGACUGCCUUCCAUGGUGGAGACCAGUGACUUUGAGAUCGAGGGUCUGGACUUCAUGUUCCUCUCAGAGGAGAAGCUGCACUAUCGUAGUGCUCGAACCAAGGAGCUGGAUACAUUGCUGGGGGACCUGCACUGCGACAUCCGGGACCAGGAGACCCUGCUGAUGUACCAGCUGCAGUGUCAGGUGCUGGCACGGGCGGCUGUCUUGACCCGGGUGUUGGACCUUGCCUCCCGCCUGGAUGUCCUCUUGGCUCUUGCCAGCGCUGCCCGGGACUAUGGCUACUCAAGGCCCCGUUACUCUGCCCGGCUCCUUGGGGUACGAAUCCAGAAUGGCAGGCAUCCUCUGAUGGAACUCUGUGCCCGAACCUUUGUGCCAAACUCUGCAGAAUGCAUGGGGGACACAGGGAGGGUCAAAGUCAUCACUGGACCCAACUCCUCAGGGAAGAGCAUAUACCUCAAACAGGUAGGCCUCAUCACAUUCAUGGCCCUGGUGGGCAGCUUUGUGCCAGCAGAGGAAGCCGAAAUCGGGGCAGUAGAUGCCAUCUUCACUCGAAUUCAUAGCUGCGAAUCCAUCUCCCUUGGCCUCUCCACCUUCAUGAUCGACCUCAACCAGGUGGCGAAAGCGGUGAACAAUGCCACCGAGCGGUCUCUGGUCCUUAUUGAUGAAUUUGGAAAAGGAACCAACACGGUGGAUGGGCUCGCACUCCUGGCUGCUGUGAUCCGACACUGGCUGGCGCUUGGACCCAUGUGUCCCCAUAUCUUUGUGGCCACCAACUUUCUGAGCCUCGUUCAGCUACAGCUGCUGCCGCAGGGGCUUGUGCAGUAUUUGACCAUGGAGACCUGUGAAGAUGGGGACGACCUUGUGUUCUUCUAUCAGGUUUGUGAAGGUGUUGCCAGUGCCAGCCAUGCCUCCCACACAGCUGCCCAGGCUGGGCUUCCUGACAGACUCAUUGCUCGUGGCAAGGAGGUCUCAGACUUGAUCCGCAGUGGAAAACCCAUCAAGCCUGUCAAGGAGCUGCUAAAGGCGAAGCAAAUGGAAAAUUGUCAGACAUUAGUAGAUAAGUUUCUGAAAUUAGAUUUGGAAGAUCCCAGUCUGGACCUGGAGACGUUCAUGAGUCAGGAAGUGCUGCCCGCCGCCACAGCCAUCCUCUGAGAGUCCUUCCUGUGCCCUCCUCCAUGUCCCAAACCCCGGGGGAGCCACCAGAGCCUCUUUGUUCCCUUACUUCACACCCAGCGUUCUCAGUCUCCCUGGAAGUUUUGCUUCAUGUGAGUAAUAAAAUUUAUUUUGGAGAAA